Bacillus rossius redtenbacheri is the source of this 3224-nucleotide messenger RNA. RefSeq names its product protein RFT1 homolog. Gene Ontology annotation, cellular component: endoplasmic reticulum membrane. The record is from RefSeq and is a predicted model, not a curated record. Bases 227 to 1879 code for a protein of 550 amino acids. Gene Ontology annotation, biological process: dolichol-linked oligosaccharide biosynthetic process; glycolipid translocation. The transcript has 9 exons. NCBI's taxonomy places the organism in Eukaryota, Metazoa, Arthropoda, Insecta, Phasmatodea, Bacillidae.
UGCUACCGUGUGACAAAAAGAAAACAACGUCGCGUCCGGGAUAGAGAAUUUUUAACUAUGUGGCAAUGUGCUGUUGUCAUCGGUUCUUUUGCUUUAAAGUUAACGUUUUCCGGUCAAUUUUGUACUGCCAAACAUUUACCAAUUUGAUUUUAUUGGUGGCACACAAAUAUGUUCGAGAGAGUGUUUAGAGUUUGAAAAGCAAUAUUUUAUAUCUUAAAUUUUUGACAUGGCUCGAAGCUUUCUAAAGAGUAGUCUUGAGAACGCUACAUUUAACAUAGUUUUCCAGAUCCUGUUCCGAUGUAUCACGUUUGUCCUGAACGCGUUUGUGCUGCGGUACGUCAGCCAGGCGGUGGUUGGCGUGAUGAACGUGAGACUGCUGCUGCUCGAGUCGACCAUCUUGUACCUGAGCAGGGAGGCGUUCCGCCGGGCGUGCCUCAGCAAGACGACGGAGCACAACUGGGCACAGGUCGUCAACCUGCUGUGGCUGACGGUGCCCCUGUGCCAGCUGUGCUGCCUGGUGUUUGGCUACGUGUGGCUGCACGUCCUGGAACCGCCCAGCGAGGACAUCACGCAGCACUACGCCCUGGGGGUCUGGUCCAUCUGCGUCAGCUGCGUCGUCGAGAUGUGCUGCGAGCCCGUCUACCUCGUCUCCCAGGCCUUCCUCUUCGUCAGGCUCAAGGUGGUCCUAGACACCGCGCUGGUCCUGGUGCGCACGGCGAUCUUCGUGCCGCUCAUCGUGCACAGCCCGAACCGCGCCGUCGUGGCCUUCUCCGUGGCGCAGCUGGCCUCUGCCACCGUCUACUCCCUCGGCUUCUACGCGUACUUCUACGCGUACAUCAGGGACCGCAACCGGAGGGCCGCGCUCCGCAAGAAGGACGGCCCCGCCCCGGCGGACGACCCCGACGACGACUUCCCGUUCAGGUCCCUGUACGACUUCCUGCCGGCCAAGGUCGACGGUUUGCCGCCCAUCGACCGCCGCCUGGCCGCCCUCACCUGGAGCUUCUUCAAGCAGGGCGUGCUGAAGCAGGUGCUGACGGAGGGCGAGCGCUACGUCAUGACGGUGUCCUCGGUGCUGAGCUUCCGCGAGCAGGGCAUGUACGACGUGGUCAACAACCUGGGCUCCCUGGCGGCCCGCUUUCUCUUCCGCCCCGUCGAGGACGCCGCCUACUUCUACUUCUCGCAGAUGGUGCACCGCGACGCUUCCAUCCAGGAGCAGAACCAGAAACACAUGGCGGAGUCGUCCGGCGUGCUGCGCCGGCUGCUGCGCUGCAUCGCCAGCCUGGGGCUGGUGAUCCUGGUGUUUGGCCAGUCGUACGCCACGCUGCUGCUCGCGCUGUACGGGGGGGCCCGUCUCGCCCGCGGCCCGGGCCCCGUGCUCAUGAGGUUCCACUGCCUCUCGGUGCUGCUGCUCGCCGUCAACGGCAUCACCGAGUGCUACGCCUUCGCCACCAUGAGCACCGGCCAGCUCGACAGGUACAACUUGCUCAUGGCCGUGCUGUCCGUGUCGUUCCUGUUCGUGUCCUGGGCCCUCACGACGCUGCUGGGUGGCGUGGGCUUCAUCCUCGCCAACUGCUGCAACAUGGCGGCCAGGAUCGCUCACAGCGUGAUCUUCAUCCGAGAUAAGUACAGCAGCACGGCGUACAACCCUCUCUCCGGGCUGGUCCCGGGCCGUCUGUUCCUCCUGGCCCUCUUCGCGGCCGGAGUCGUCACCAAGAUCUCCGAGGAGUACUUGUUCGAAGACCACAAGCUCCUGCACUUGUGCAUCGGCGCCGCGAGCUUCGCGGUGGUGCUGCUGUCGUGGGCGUACGAGGAGCGGGAGCUGGUGGCGCUGGGCGUCGGCAAGUGGCGCCAGCGGCGAGCGUCUCUCAAGCAAGACUGAGUCGCGGCGAUGUUUCACAGCCCCCCUGCCGGUUCGGAUCUCGUGUCCCGAGAGACAGCUCCCGAGACCACCGUUUCCGAGUGGAACUCCACGGAUGCAGAACCCAAAAAUAUUUUUUUUUUAUAGGAAGCAAAUGAUUUUUCAUAAGUUUUUUUUUUUUUUUUUAGUACCAAAGAUUAUACUUUUUACUCACAGAUUUAUUUAUGAUAACAUGAUUGCAUUCCUGAAAACAUUCACACUGCAAAAAUUAAUCACACCUUGGAUUACCAACAUUUACUAUUCCAACCUUAAGAUUCCUUUCUAGUUUCGUAUUACUUUGCCGGACCUCAUAUUUUAAUUGCAUUUAUCUGUAACAACUAAGUACACAGGCAUGACUAGUAUUUAGUUUGGCAGGCCUAUAUAAUCAAGUAGAUUACAAUCCAUCCAUUAUAUGCAGUUGAGAGAACCGCUAUUUAGAUGUGCCUAAGUAAUAGUGAGAUCAAUAGCAUUAACAUUCUAAUCAUAUUACAUUCAGUCCGUACAAAUUAUCUACAACACAAUAGGUUUUUAAAGACAACACUUACACUAGUAAUUUUGUUAACUUUCAUGUUUCUCUUCUAAUUGCCUUAGCUGUUUUAUCUUUUAGAUUUGUGUGAUUUUAAGAUGAUAGUUUUUAUUUUAGGUGUGUUAUUGUGUUUGAUAGAACAUUUGUGAAGCAGCAUGGAAAUGGUAGUAAGGAUCUUAGUUGUGGAUACUACAGUUAUUUACAAAGAUUGGUUGUGACUGAAAAACCUCUGGAAGGGUGACAUAACCAUUGUUAUAUUUAAUAUUCUUCUUUUGAUAUGAAAUUUGAGUAAACACAGCCCAAGAGUGUGUUUGCUUAAAUAAAUAAAAAAUAUGACUAUAAAUAUGUAUAUUAUGUAAAUAAAUCUAUACAUAGAAUGCUGUUGCAACAAGACUGUAAUGGGACUUUUUUUUUCUUCUUCUCUGAAUAAAGAUAGCUUUUUUUUUGGUAAAAAUGCAGAAAAAAAAUAUUUGUAAAUUUUGAGUACAGUGUUUGGAUUUACUGCAAUGAUAUUAUCAAAUUUCCAUCCCACAAUUCCAGUCAGCUAUGUAUUUGUGACUGGCCGUCAGACCAAUUGACUGUAAUGUAUAAGUGUUGGUCACAUCCACAUGCUAUGGUUUCCCCUACGGUAAGGCUUAACUACUGUAGGUGCCGACGGUUCACACCUUCAGGCUUGGUGAGCCAUUCUGUUCAUGUGUUAAUUUGUUUUACUUUAUUUUCCUGAAGCUUGCAUUGCAGCAACAAACUCUUCGAAUUUAUUUUGCUAUCUUUGGAAUGAAAAUAAAAAAUUUGAUUUCUGAA